Morone saxatilis (striped sea-bass) is the source of this 1683-nucleotide messenger RNA. Its product is annotated as carnitine O-acetyltransferase-like. Gene Ontology annotation, biological process: carnitine metabolic process, CoA-linked. The transcript has 13 exons. NCBI's taxonomy places the organism in Eukaryota, Metazoa, Chordata, Actinopteri, Moronidae. Bases 1 to 1683 code for a protein of 560 amino acids. Gene Ontology annotation, molecular function: carnitine O-acetyltransferase activity. The record is from RefSeq and is a predicted model, not a curated record. Gene Ontology annotation, cellular component: peroxisome.
AUGUUGAGAUUUGGCGGCAGAGCUCUGGUAAAGGUGGGGAUGGUGAAGUCUUGUCACCUAGUGAAACCUGUAUCAGCAACUCUGGUUGCUGGCAGAAAACUGACCCAGCAGCAGGGAGUGCCCAGGCAGCCUGUACCCCCUCUGGAUCAGACCUGUGAUCACUACCUCAGCAUUGUGGAGACCGUUGUGGAGCCAGAACAGUUGAAUCAAACAAAAAAAGUGGUGGAGGACUUUCAGAAACCAGGAGGGGUCGGAGAGAGACUGCAGAGAGGCCUGGAGAGAAGGGCGCGUAGCACUGCGAACUGGUUAACAGACUUUUACAAGAAGGCUGAUUAUCUCGACAAACGGAAGCCUUUGGUCAUUUUUUCCAACACUGGGGGGCUCGUCCGAAAAAAAGCGAUAAGGGAUAUUAAUAAGGAACAGACAUGGUGGGGUUCCAGAUUCACAGGGGCACUAUUGGAGAUCAAGACAAGGAUUGACAAUGGGACCCUACCAGUUGACUACAUCGCAGGAAGGCCACUGUGUAUGAAGGACUUUGACAAUCUGAUGUCAUCCUGCCGUAUCCCUGGUCCAAAGAUAGACUCACUGGCAUUCUGGGGCAAGAGCGCCAACCCGCCGAAACACUUUACUGUUGCACACAAUGGUCAUUUCUUUAUGAUGGAUGCGUACAACAGUGAUGGGCUGCCUCUGACAACUGAUCAGCUCUAUGUUCAGCUGGAGAGGAUCCGCAACUCCUCACUAGAGACCAACAUGGACCCUGUCGGUAUCCUCACUACUCAGCAUCGUGAUAUAUGGUUUAAAGUCUACACCAACCUCAUAAAGGACGCAAAUGGGCAGCAAGAGAAUAGACCCUCCCUGCAGGUUAUCACAAGAUUGGACAAGAUAGAGAUACAGAGAGAGACUAAUAUGGAGCCUUUGCCCAUGCCCAAGAAACUACACUUCAACAUCACACCUGAGAUAAAGAAGGACAUUGAGGAUGCCAAGCAGCACAUGGACAUGCUGGCCCAAAACCUGGAUGUGAAGGUUAAGGUAUUUGACCAUUUUGGGAAAAAAGUCAUAAAGGACCACAAGAUGAGCCCGGAUGGUUUCGUACAGAUGGCAAUACAGCUGGCCUACUACAGGUUGAACCAGCAGCUAUGUCCAACAAUGGAACCUAUGACCCUGCGCAUGUUCAGAGAGGGCCGUUUGGCACUAAUGAAUUCAAGCACGAGUGCCGCUGCUGCCUUUGUCAAGGCCUUUGAUGACCCCAAAAAACAGAACUCAGAGAAGAUGGAUUUAUUGGAGAAAGCUAUAAACACACACAGAAUGAUCACGCUCAUGGGAAUCAGUGGACAGGCCGUACAAGGACAUCUCUUGGGUCUGAGGAUGCAGGCUGUUGAAGAAGGAAUCCCCAUGCCUGAUAUCUUCACAGACACUUCCUACAGUAAAGCCUUUGACUUCAAACUCAUCACAAAUCAGGUAACAUCCAGGACUGGAUGUAAGCCAUGUCUUGGCCCUGAAGAACCCGAUGUAGACAAUGUGUACUAUGGUAUUCUGAACGACAACAUUGACUUGACAGUGUCCAGUUUCAAAAAGACCAAGAGAGAAGAUUAUGCAGCACACCUGCUCCAAGCCGUGGAGGGUGCACUGUUGGACAUAAGGACCCUCCUGGAACAAACUCCAAGAGCUGAAAUGGAAAACUAA